CGCGCGGCCGUUGCCGAGGAGACGGCGCAGUCUCACGGCGCGUUGCCCCCUCUGCAGUCCCCCCGCCCCUCUUCUCCCACCACAAUGAGAUCCUAAGAUGGCGGUGGCUGCGGCGGUUGGCGCCGACUAGCUAAGGGAGAGAAGGCGGCCAUUGGGCCCUAGGCAGCCAGGGAACUUGUGGGCGCUCCCUGCUCUGGUCUCUGAGGGAGGACCCCUGCCGGUGGCGGGUCGCAGGGCCUGGCCGCCACUCCACCCUUGGCAGGAGGGGCUGCUUCGUUUACAGCAGGCAACAGCUUUGAAGUGUGAAGCAGAGAAGGAGCCGUUUCUGAGCUUUAAAACUAGUUUUAAACAGGUACUUGACCAUCUUAAGUAUGGAGAAGAAAUUGAGAAAUUCCUCAAAUGAAACUGAUUAAACAACACAUAAUACCAAAUACUUAAGCAUUUUCUUCUCCGUUUCCAUUAAAAGUGCUUAGUACAAUUGGACACUGUAUGAAGACUUUCAGAACAGUGUACCAGAAAAUUAAUUGGUAAAGCUAGGAUGGCUACAGGAGGAGGUCCUUUUGAAGAAGGCAUGAAUGAUCAGGAGAUAGCAAACUGGAGCACUGAAGGUGUUGAUGACCGACUUAACAAUAUGGAUUGGGGUGGCCAACAGAAGAAAGCAAAUAGAUCAUCAGAAAAGAAUAAGAAAAAGUUUGGUGUAGAAAGUGAUAAAAGGGUAACUAAUGAUAUUUCUCCGGAGUCAUCACCAGGAGUUGGAAGGCGAAGAACAAAGACUCCACAUACGUUUCCACAUAGUAGAUAUGUGACUCAGAUGUCUGUUCCAGAGCAGGCAGAACUAGAGAAACUCAAACAGCGGAUAAACUUCAGUGAUUUAGAUCAGAGAAGCAUUGGAAGUGAUUCUCAAGGUAGAGCAACAGCUGCCAACAACAAACGUCAGCUUGGUGAAAACCGAAAGCCCUUCAACUUUUUGCCGAUGCAGAUUAAUACUAACAAGAGUAAAGAGGCUGCUGUAAGUCCUCCAAAGAGAGAAGUGAUUGGAUCAGCACAAUGUAAAGAGUUGUUUGCCUCCGCUUUAAGUAAUGACCUUUUGCAAAACUGUCAAGUCUCUGAAGAAGAUGGAAGAGGAGAGCCUGCAAUGGAGAGCAGCCAGAUUGUAAGCAGGCUUGUUCAGAUUCGUGAUUAUAUUACUAAAGCUAGUUCCAUGCGGGAAGAUCUUGUAGAGAAAAAUGAAAGAUCUGCUAAUGUUGAGCGCCUUACUCAUCUAAUAGAUCACCUUAAAGAACAAGAAAAGUCAUAUAUGAAAUUUCUCCAAAAAAUCCUUGCUAGAGAAAAUGAGGAGGAGGAUGUUCGGACUAUAGAUUCAGCUGUGGGAUCUGGUUCUGUAGCUGAGAGCACAUCGCUAAACAUAGAUGUGCAGUCUGAGGCUUCAGAUACCACGGCCAGAGAUCCUCAGCAGGAACCUAUGGAAGAGAUAGAAAAUUUGAAGAAACAGCAUGACUUAUUAAAAAGGAUGUUACAGCAGCAGGAGCAGCUGCGAGCCCUGCAGGGACGACAGGCCGCUCUUCUCGCUCUGCAGCACAAAGCCGAGCAAGCCAUCGCUGUGAUGGACGAUUCUGAAAAGGCUGCAGGGACAGCUCCUGGCCGUCAUACUGUACCAGGCCCACAGCCAGCCUGCUCUCCUUUUCAUCAGAGAGCACCCUCAAGAGUUGUAACAGAAACAGCAGGUAGCCUAUCUGGAGUUAGUAUCACGUCUGAACUAAACGAGGAAUUGAAUGACUUGAUUCAGCGUUUUCAUAAUCAGCUUCGUGAUUCUCAGCCUCCAACUGUUCCAGACAAUAGAAGACAGGCAGAAAGUCUUUCAUUAACUAGGGAGGUUUCCCAGAGCAGGAAUCCAUCUGUUUCAGAACACUUACCUGAUGAGAAAGUACAGCUUUUUAGCAAAAUGAGAGUAUUACAGGAAAAGAAACAAAAAAUGGACAAACUGCUUGGAGAACUUCAUACACUUCGAGAUCAGCAUCUGAACAACUCAUCAUUUGUGCCUUCCUCAGCUUCUCCACAGAGAAGUGUGGAUCAGAGAAGCACAGCUGUGGCUCCCUCUGCCCCCACCGGCUUAGCACCAGUCAGUGGAGAAGCCAGUAGCCUCACGUCAUCUGUUCCUUAUCCUGUUGCUUCUCUAGCUGCUCAGAAUGAGAGUGAAAAUGAAGGACAUCUGAAUCCAACCGAAAAACUCCAGAAGUUAAAUGAAGUUCGAAAGAGAUUGAAUGAACUAAGAGAAUUAGUUCAUUAUUAUGAACAAACAUCAGAUAUGAUGACAGAUGCUGUAAAUGAAAACACAAAAGAUGAAGAAACUGAAGAGUCGGAGUAUGAUUCUGAACAUGAAAACUCUGAGCCUGUUACUAACCUUCGAAAUCCACAAGUAGCUGCCACUUGGAAUGAAGUAAAUAGUAAUUCUAAUGCACAGUGUGUUUCUAAUAAUAGAGAGGGGAGAUCAGGCAAUUCUAAUUGUGAAAUUAACAACAGAUCUGCUACCAACAUAAGGGCUCUAAACAUGCCUCCUUCUUUAGAUUGUCACUAUAAUAGAGAAGGAGAACAGGGGAUUCAUGUCGCACAAGGUGAAGAUGAUGAGGAAGAAGAGGAAGAAGCAGAAGAUGAGGGAGUCAGUGGGGCUUCGUUAACUAGUCAUAGGAGCAGUCUGGUUGAUGAGGCUCCAGAAGAUGCUGAAUUUGAACAGAAGAUCAAUAGACUUAUGGCUGCAAAACAGAAACUUAGACAGUUACAAGAUCUUGUUGCUAUGGUACAGGAUGAUGAUGCAACAGAUCAAGGGGUUAUCUCUGCCAAUACUUCAAAUUUGGAUGAUUUCUACCCAGCAGAAGAAGGCAACAAACAGAAUGCAAAUAACACUAGAGGAAAUACCAAUAAAACACAGAAAGAUGCUGGAAUAAAUGAAAAGGCAAGAGAGAAAUUUUAUGAGGCUAAACUACAGCAGCAACAGAGAGAGCUCAAACAUUUGCAGGAAGAAAGAAGGAAGCUGAUUGGGAUUCAAGAGAAAAUUCAAGCAUUGCAAAAGGCAUGUCCUGACCUACAGCUGUCAGCCACUAGUGCGGGUAAUUGUCCCACAAAAAAAUAUAUCCCAGCUGUUACUUCAACCCCAGCUGUUAAUGGAAAUGAAACCAGUACAAGCAAAUCUGGUUUUGAGCCUGAAGAUCCUUCAGUAGUAGAUAAUGAGCUGUGGUCAGAGAUGCGAAGACAUGAGAUGUUAAGGGAAGAGCUAAGACAGAGAAGAAAGCAGCUUGAAGCUCUGAUGGCUGAACAUCAGAGGAGGCAAGGUCUAGCUGAAACUACAUCUCCAGUGGCUAUUUCAUUGAGAAGUGAUGGAUCUGAGAACCUGUGUACGCCUCAGCAGAGUAGAACGGAAAAAACAAUGGCAACUUGGGGAGGUUCUACUCAGUGUGCACUAGAUGAAGAAGGAGAUGAAGAUGGUUACCUUUCUGAAGGAAUUGUUCGGACAGAUGAAGAGGAGGAAGAAGAAGAGCAAGAUGCCAGUUCCAAUGAUAACUUUUCAAUGUAUCCUCCUAACAGUGUGAAUCAAAACUCUUAUAAUGUAAAAGAAACUAAGAAUAGGUGGAAGAACAGUCGCCCUUUUUCAGCAGAUGGAAAUUAUCGUCCUUUAGCCAAGACAAGACAGCAGAAUAUCAGCAUGCAGCGCCAAGAAAACCUUCGUUGGGUGUCGGAACUGUCUUAUGUGGAGGAGAAAGAACAAUGGCAAGAACAAAUCAAUCAGCUAAAGAAACAACUGGAUUUCAGUGUCAAUAUUUGUCAGACUUUGAUGCAAGACCAGCAGACGUUAUCUUGUCUGCUACAAACUCUUCUCACGGGUCCCUACAGUGUCAUGCCCAGCAAUGUUGCGUCUCCUCAAGUACACCUUAUAAUGCACCAGUUGAACCAGUGCUAUACUCAGCUGACGUGGCAACAGAAUAACGUGCAAAGGUUGAAACAAAUGCUAAAUGAACUCAUGCGCCAACAAACUCAGCACCCAGAAAAACCUGGAAGCCAGGAAAGAAGCAGUGGUGCAUCUCACACCUCUUCUCCCAGUUUAUUUUGUCCUUUCAGCUUUCCCUCACAGCCUGUAAAUCUGUUUAACCUACCUGGGUUUACUAAUUUUUCAUCGUUUGCACCGGGUAUGAAUUUCAGCCCUUUAUUUCCUUCUAAUUUUGGAGAUUUUUCUCAGAAUAUUUCGACACCCACUGAACAACAGCAACCAUUAGCCCAGAAUUCUUCAGGGAAAACAGAAUAUAUGGCUUUUCCAAAACCUUUUGAAAGCAAUUCUUCUAUUGGAGCAGAAAAACAAAGGAAUCAAAAACAGCCCGAAGAGGAGGUGGAAAACAGUAGGACACCAUGGUUAUAUGACCAGGAAGGUGAAGUAGAAAAACCAUUUAUCAAGACUGGAUUUCCAGUGCCUGUAGAGAAAACUACAAAUAGUAAUCGCAAAAAUCAGUUAGAUACCAGCCGGAGAAGACGCCAGUUUGAUGAAGAGUCUUUAGAAAGCUUUAGCAGUAUGCCUGAUCCAGUAGAUCCAACAACAGUAACUAAAACAUUCAAGGCAAGAAAAGCAUCUGCACAGGCCAGCCUGGCAUCUAAAGAUAAAACUCCCAAGUCAAAGAAUAAGAAAAGGCAUUCUACCCAGCUGAAAAGCAGAGUUAAAAAUAUUGGGUAUGAAAGUGCCAGUAUGUCUAGCACAUGUGAACCUUGCAAAAGUAGGAACAGACAUUCAGCCCAGACUGAAGAGCCUGUUCAAGCAAAAGUAUUCAGCAGAAAGAAUCAUGAGCAGCUGGAAAAAAUAAUAAAAUAUAGUAGGUCUACAGAAAUAUCUUCAGCACAUGCUAGGAGAGUGCUACAGCAGUCUAACAGAAAUGCAUGCAAUGAAGCGCCAGAAACUGGGAGUGAUUUUUCCAUGUUUGAAGCUUUGCGGGAUACCAUUUAUUCUGAAGUAGCUACAUUAAUUUCUCAAAAUGAAUCUCGUCCACAUUUUCUUAUUGAACUCUUCCAUGAGCUUCAGCUACUUAAUACAGACUAUUUGAGACAGAGGGCUUUAUAUGCAUUGCAGGACAUAGUAUCCAGACAUAUUUCUGAGAACCAUGAAAAAGAAGGGGAAAAUGUAAAGUCAGUGAAUUCUGGUACUUGGAUAGCCUCAAACUCAGAACUUACCCCCAGUGAAAGCCUUGCUACCACUGAUGAUGAAACUUUUGAGAAGAACUUUGAGAGAGAAACACAUAAAAUAAGUGAGCAAAAUGAUGCUGAUAAUGCUAGCGUCAUGUCUGUAUCUUCAAAUUUUGAGCCAUUUGCAACAGAUGAUCUAGGUAACACUGUGAUUCACUUAGAUCAGGCAUUAGCCAGAAUGAGAGAAUAUGAGCGCAUGAAGACAGAGGCCGAGAGGAGCACAAACACAAGAUGCACCUGCAGGAUUGUUGAGGAUGCGGACGGUGCUGCCGCCGCGGCUACCGUUCCUAACUUGGAAGAAACUCCCAUUGAAAAUUGUAGUUCACAACAACCUGUAAGCGAAGUUUCUACUGUCCCAUGUCCUAGAAUUGAUACUCAGCAGCUGGACCGGCAAAUUAAAGCCAUUAUGAAAGAAGUCAUUCCUUUUUUGAAGGAGCACAUGGAUGAAAUAUGCUCUUCUCAACUUCUAACUUCAGUGAGACGCAUGGUUUUGACCCUUACCCAGCAAAAUGAUGAGAGCAAAGAGUUUGUAAAGUUCUUUCAUAAACAGCUUGGAAGUAUAUUACAGGAUUCACUGGCAAAAUUUGCUGGCAGAAAACUCAAAGACUGUGGAGAAGAUCUUCUUGUAGAAAUAUCUGAAGUUUUGUUUAAUGAAUUGGCUUUCUUUAAGCUCAUGCAAGAUUUGGAUAAUAAUAGUAUAACUGUUAAACAGAGAUGCAAAAGGAAAAUAGAAGCAGCCGGAGUGAUACAGUCUUAUGCCAAAGAGGCCAAAAGGAUUCUUGAAGGAGAUCAUGGCUCACCUGCUGGAGAAAUUGAUGAUGAAGACAAAGACAAGGAUGAGACCGAAACAGUUAAGCAGACUCAAACAUCUGAGAUGUAUGAUGGUGACGGUCCCAAAAACGUGAGAUCUGAUGUUUCUGAACAAGAGGAAGAUGAAGAAAGUGAAGAAUGUCCGGUGUCUAUUAACUUAUCCAAAGCUGAAACUCAGGCUUUGACGAAUUACGGAAGUGGAGAAGAUGAGAAUGAAGAUGAAGAGAUAGAAGAAUUUGAGGAGGGACCUGUAGAUGUUCAGACUUCACUUCAGGCCAACACUGAAACUGCGGAAGAAACUGAACACGACGAUCAGGUACUACAACAUGACUUUGAAAAAUCAGGAGAAAGCAAAAAUGUCCCAUCAGAACAAGAACCCACUACUAGUAAAGAUGACCAAGAUAGCAUUCCUGUGAAACCCUGUUACCUCAACAUCUUGGAAAAUGAGCAACCUUUAAAUAGCGCCAUCCAAAAGGACCCUCUUACUACCAUUGAUUCAUCUAAACAGCCUAACCCUUUGCCUUUACCUUUAACUGAAAUUGAAACCUUGGUGCCUGCAGUCAAAGAAGUUAAAUCUGCCCAGGAAACUCCUGAAAGCUCUUUGGCCGGAAGUCCUGACACUGAAUCUCCAGUGUUAGUCAAUGACUAUGAAGCAGAGUCUGGUAACAUAAGUCAAAAAUCUGAUGAAGAAGACUUCGUGAAAGUUGAAGAUUUACCACUUAAACUGACAAUAUAUUCAGAGGCAGACCUAAGGAAGAAAAUGGUAGAGGAAGAACAGAAAAACCAUUUAUCUGGUGAAAUAUUAUGUGAAAUGCAGACUGAAGAAUUAGCUGGGAAUUCUCAGACACUAAAAGAACCUGAAACAGUGGGAGCCCAAAGUGUAUGAGAGGUCUUCAGAGGCUCAUCUAACUUGCUUUACAUAGUCAAUGCAUACAUGAACAUGGCACUAAAUAAACGUCUGUUUUGAUCUGUAUAAAAAUGUAAAUUAGUUUGACACUGCAUUCUUGAUAGGUGUGCUGAUUUCUGCCCGUGGCAGUUUAAAACAUCAGAAACUGUAUUCUGGACAGAUUCAAGCCUUCAUACACUGUAGGGUUGUUUUUCUUUUCUUUCUUUUUUUCUUUUUGGUCUUUUUUUUUUUUUUUUCCUCUCCCAUUGUGAUGUUUAGUAUUGAUAAAUUUAAGAUGUAGUUUUAAAUAAAGUUGGACUUAUCUGUAAAGUAAUCUCUUUUGGAAAUGAUGUUGAAUUCUAAACAGGAAGUCACUGUUCUGUAUGGUUAGGAUAGUUAGAGAAGAGCAACAGUCAAGAGUUAGACAAAUAGACUAGUUAAUAUAAAGAGCAGCCAUUAGGCCAGGCUUCCAGAUAGUAUGAGUGUUGCUGCUGUUGGGUCUGAUAUUCUUUUAAAUGCCUGCAUUGUCUUAUUCCUGUGCGAGAAUAGGGCAAGUUAUAAAGGUAUCCAGGAUAUUGGUGACGUUGUUACAAAAUACAUAUUCAUAUUCUGUUCAAAUUGGAUUAAGUUCAGAACACAUGUCCUUAGUACUUCGAACUUACAUACUUAUCAGAUAAAUAUUUUCCAGAAUUCAAUUCCUAUCUAUGUUGCCACAGCCUAAAAAAAAGGUUUUAUGUAAUUGAGUAUUUCUGCACAAACAGGUAACAUUAUGAUUAAUUUUAAAUGAAAAACCAAACCCCUUCAAGUAGGGAUUACAGAACUAAAUUUUAUGCAGCAGAAUGUUAACUCUCGGUAUGCCUUUAGACAAACUUGGCUUUUGAGAUACAUCUAUGAGAUUUCUUCAUCACUAAGUAAAUCAGUUUUUAAAGGUGAAUUACCUUUAGAUUGCAAACUUGACCUAUACCUGAGGGAGGCUUCACCGAGCCUGUUAACAAGCCAACCUUACAGGUUUCUUGAAUUAAAUAUGAAGACUUAAUUUCAAUUAGUCUUUAAAACUUAAUUUACUGAAACAUGCCAUAAGAAAGUCAUUUCAUUGGUAUUCCUUUAAAAUUCUUAGUUGCCUGAUACUUGAUUGUAAAAUUACAGUGCUCAUCGGGGAGUCUGUUAAGUGAGGAUUUCUGAGGACAUUUACUGUAUUACUAAUUAAUUUAAAUUAUGUGAGGUGUAGAUCUCCAACAUUAAUAAAACCUAUUCCAGAGAGAGAGGGGAGGAAAAAAAAAAAACCUAUUCAGAGAACUAUCAUUCCAGAAUCAGGAAUUCUUACCCAGUUGGCCUGACUUCUGGGAAACUAAAACGAUGGAUUAUAUGGAUACUCAAGUUCUAUAUUUAUAUGUCUUGUAGACUCCGAACGGAAAGGGGAGAAUUUCAUAUUGGCACACAAGCCAAGCCUUCGUGUUACAGCUCUGUCUCUCUCUACAUGCCUAUGAAAGAUAGGUACGGUGGAAGAACUGUACUUCUUAGUUAUUACUCUAGAAGCUGUGGACCUUAUCUAACUUAUUUGACUUGUGCUAUAGCUGCUGUAACCUAGUCUGUUGUUUUCUAUUUGAGAAGAUAAUUCAGUUUUAAAAUACUUGGGGCUUAAGAUCAGAUAACUUGUUUUACAUUUUCCUUAGUAACUACUGCUCAGAGGUUAGGCAUUCAGGAUUCCUGUUUGUUAAUUUUUAAGUUGAAAAUCUGGUUACAGAUAAAAGAGGGAGAAAGGUCAAAAUGAGUGAGACAGAAUCCUGUGCAGGUUGAGAUAAUGCUUAAACUAGUGAGCCCACUGGACUGUGCAGGUACUCUUUGUAUUUUGUAACAUUCACUUUGGGUAAAUGCUUUUUCACUGUUAAUAAAUGUAUAUCCUCCAUACA
Messenger RNA from Lynx canadensis (Canada lynx), 8823 nucleotides. It is a transcript of the gene PCM1, whose product is annotated as pericentriolar material 1. The coding region runs from base 539 to 6913 and encodes 2124 amino acids. NCBI's taxonomy places the organism in Eukaryota, Metazoa, Chordata, Mammalia, Carnivora, Felidae. Gene Ontology annotation, biological process: centrosome cycle; intraciliary transport involved in cilium assembly; cilium assembly. The record is from RefSeq and is a predicted model, not a curated record. The transcript is spliced from 43 exons. Gene Ontology annotation, cellular component: centriolar satellite; centrosome; centriole.